This is a messenger RNA of Truncatella angustata, 390 nucleotides long. RefSeq names its product cytochrome b5-like heme/steroid binding domain-containing protein. The transcript has a single exon. Gene Ontology annotation, molecular function: heme binding. The annotation marks the transcript as partial. NCBI's taxonomy places the organism in Eukaryota, Fungi, Ascomycota, Sordariomycetes, Amphisphaeriales, Sporocadaceae. The record is from RefSeq and is a predicted model, not a curated record.
AGCUCGACCCUGGCGCCGCCGCCUACGCACUCCAGCAAGCCCUCAAAGCCGUCGCGGAAGGUCAUCCUCGAGCCGGGCCACUCGCCGCUCGACUGGGCGCGGAUAGCCAACUCGCCCACCUCGGACCUGCGCAACCUGCCGCCGGGCACGCCGUAUCUCAAGGUGACGCCCUCCAUGCUGAAGAAGAUGACCGGUCGCAAGGGCAAGGACGCCUGGACGGCCUUGGGGGGGAGGGUGUACAACAUGACGGCCUACCUGCCAUUCCACCCUGGCGGCGAGCCCGAGCUGAUGAGGUGCGCCGGUCGGGACGGCACCAAGCUGUUCGGCGAGAUCCACCCGUGGGUCAACUACGAGGGCAUGCUGGCCAGCAGCUUGAUCGGCAUGCUCGUG